AUGACUAUCAACACUUUUCUUCCCACCAUGUCCAAAGAAGAUAAAAAGAAGUACAAAAAACAAAAGCUCAUGGACUCCGAGGCAGAGAAAGUGGCCGAGGCAGCCGAGGAAUCCUUGAAAAAACACCCGCACCCGGACUCUUCGGGCCAUUUGGACUUCCACGACAAUGGCGAGUUCCAAGGCGUCCAAAGACACAAAACCACGGCGGAAAUCGCCCAGAAGUUGGAAAGCGGCAAGAUCAACCCGUUCACAGGCCGCGAGUUCUCGCAGAAGUACUGCGACAUCUUGCGUGUCAGAAGAGACUUGCCCGUUCACGCCCAGAGAGACGAGUUUUUGCGCAUUUUCCAGAGCACACAGAUCAUGGUGUUUGUCGGUGAAACCGGUUCCGGUAAGACAACGCAGAUCCCGCAGUUUGUUCUUUACGACGACAUGCCCCACUUGCACGGCAACCAGGUUGCGUGUACACAGCCAAGAAGAGUGGCAGCUAUGUCUGUGGCCAAAAGAGUUGCAGACGAGAUGGAUGUGGAGUUGGGCGAGGAGGUGGGUUACUCGAUCCGUUUCGAGAACAAAACGUCGUCCAAAACCGUGUUGAAGUACAUGACCGACGGUAUGUUGUUGCGUGAAGCCAUGGAGGACCACAACUUGGCCAAGUACUCAUGUAUCAUCUUGGAUGAGGCCCACGAGAGAACGUUGGCCACAGACAUCUUGAUGGGUCUUCUCAAGCAGGUGACCACGCGCAGACCAGACUUGAAGCUCAUCAUCAUGUCGGCCACCUUGGAUGCGGAAAAGUUCCAGAAGUACUUCAACGACGCCCCUCUUCUUGCCGUGCCUGGAAGAACCCACCCGGUCGAAAUCUACUACACUCCGGAGUACCAGAAGGACUACUUGGACGCGGCCAUCCGCACGGUUUUGCAGAUCCAUGCGACGGAAGAGGAAGGUGACGUUUUGUUGUUCCUUACUGGAGAAGAAGAAAUCGAGGACGCCUGCCGCAAAAUCCAGUUGGAGGGAGACGAGUUGAUCCGCGAGCAGGGCAGCGGGCCCUUGAAGGUGUAUCCGUUGUACGGAUCUUUGCCCCCACACCAGCAGCAGAAGAUCUUCGAGCCUGCUCCUGUCAACACCAGACCCGGAGGACGGCCAGGCAGAAAAGUCAUUGUGUCGACCAACAUUGCCGAAACGUCCUUGACCAUCGACGGAAUUGUGUAUGUGGUGGACCCAGGCUUCUCGAAGCAAAAGGUGUACAACCCAAGAAUCAGGGUGGAGUCUUUGCUUGUGUCGCCCAUUUCCAAAGCUUCGGCGCAACAAAGAGCUGGUAGAGCCGGUCGUACGCGGCCCGGUAAGUGUUUCCGCCUCUACACGGAAGAAGCGUUCAAGAAAGAGUUGAUCGAGCAGCUGUAUCCGGAAAUCUUGCGGAGCAACUUGGCCUCGACGGUUUUGGAGCUCAAGAAGUUAGGCGUGGACGACUUGGUGCACUUCGAUUUCAUGGAUCCUCCAGCUCCAGAAACGAUGAUGCGUGCGCUCGAGGAAUUGAAUUACUUGCAGUGUCUUUCCGACGAAGGUGAAUUGACUGCGUUGGGCCGUCUUGCGUCCCAGUUCCCGUUGGACCCUAUGUUAGCGGUGAUGUUGAUCGGAUCCCCAGCAUUCCACUGCUCGGAAGAAAUCUUGUCGAUCGUGGCGCUUUUGUCUGUUCCUAACGUUUUCGUGCGUCCUGCGGCCGCCAGAAAGAGAGCCGACGAGAUCAAAAUGUCCUUUGCCCACCCUGAUGGCGACCACUUGACCUUGCUUAAUGUGUACGAAGCCUUCAACUCGGAUGACGCAUACAAUGUUGGUUUGCACCAGUGGUGUCGAGACAACUUUUUGUCGUACCGGUCGCUCCAGUCGGCGAAAAACGUCAGAUCACAGUUGCGCCGUCUCAUGGAACGCCAUGACUUGGAGUUGAACUCAACGCCAUACGAAAACCCAUCCUACUGGGACAACAUCCGCAAGGCGCUUACUGCGGGCUUUUUCAUGCAAGUGGCCAAGAAAAAGAGCGGCAACAAGGGCUUUUUGACCGUGAAGGACAACCAGGACGUGUUGAUCCAUCCGCUGACGGUGUUGGCCAAGGAAAACGAGUGGGUCAUCUACAACGAGUUUGUUCUCACCUCGAAGAACUACAUCCGUACAGUAACCAACGUUCGUCCGGAAUGGUUAGUGGAGUUGGCACCAAAGUACUACAACUUGGAGCACUUUAGCAAGGGCGACGUUCGCCUCUCUUUGGAACGCAUCAUUGGACGAUACGAGGCGAUGCAACGGGCCGGCAAAUAG
Clavispora lusitaniae ATCC 42720 is the source of this 2301-nucleotide messenger RNA. RefSeq names its product DEAH-box ATP-dependent RNA helicase (gene PRP43). Lineage: Eukaryota; Fungi; Ascomycota; Pichiomycetes; Serinales; Metschnikowiaceae. Gene Ontology annotation, molecular function: RNA binding; RNA helicase activity; ATP binding. Gene Ontology annotation, cellular component: intracellular anatomical structure; spliceosomal complex. The record is from RefSeq and is a predicted model, not a curated record.